Molecule: messenger RNA, 1026 nt
Organism: Aspergillus wentii DTO 134E9
Lineage: Eukaryota; Fungi; Ascomycota; Eurotiomycetes; Eurotiales; Aspergillaceae
Exons: 1
Coding region: 1-1026 (341 amino acids)
Source: RefSeq, a predicted model, not a curated record
AUGCAUCUCCCUCUUAUCCUCUCUCUUUCCACCCUCUCCCUCGCCCUCCCAACCAACCCAGUCACUGCCAUUCCUGGCUCCUCUUCCCUCUUCACCACCUAUCCGGGCAAACAAACCCCCCUCGCCUCCAACUACACCAAAGUAAUCCCCGCAACCAAGACCGGUCCCCCCGGCCAAGACGACCUUCUCUUCCAGAACCUCCUCGCCGCAGAAUGGUCCAUCUACACCUUCUACCAACAAGGCGUGGAAGCCUUUUCCGCCUCCAACUUUACCGACAUCGGCUUUCCAAACACAACAUACGAGCGUCUCACCCAAGUCCGAGAUAACGAGGCAGGCCAUGUCCGCAUCUUCCAGGACCAAAUCUCCGACACCUCCCUCAAGCCCGGCCCCUGCAGAUACAACUACAACUUCAACAACAACCCAAUCACAUACCUCGCUCUGCAGGAGUAUCUCGAGGUAUCCAGCAUGGCAUUCUUGACCGGCCUCGCCCGCCAGGCGAACCUCAACGCCUCCAAGUCCGCCCUCAUGGCCAUCGGCCAGGUCGAAUCGCGCCACAACACCUGGUCUCUCAUUGAGAAUUGGAAAACAUCCCCCUUCUCCGGCCCCUCGGACACAGUCUACCCACACGCAAACCACAUCCUCGAGCUAACCAGGAACUUCAUCAUCCCCGGAUCCUGCCCUUCCCAGAACCCAGUCUAUCCCAACCCCCAGCCAAAGUUGAUCACGAUGGGCUACGACAAGAACAGCACGACCGCACGUCCCGGAUCGCGGAUUCGCUUUACCUUCUCGGAAACGCCCAAGUUCGAGUCUGGCAAGGAUUACUAUGCGGUUUUCUUUCACGGGGUGGAGCCGGUUAGUGUGCCGUUUAAUGUGAAGGACUGGACUGUUACGAUUCCCAAGUUCGAUGCGACGAGUAUUAUUAUUGCAGUUAUCGCGGAUGAGAAGGGGGCUGUUAAUGAGGACAGUGUGAUUGCUGGGCCGUUGAUUCUAUUGGAGCAGCCGGCGAGUUUGACGCUGAGUUUUUAG